Messenger RNA from Ostrea edulis (European flat oyster), 5865 nucleotides. Its product is annotated as protein lin-28 homolog. The coding region runs from base 3770 to 4408 and encodes 212 amino acids. The transcript has 3 exons. Gene Ontology annotation, molecular function: nucleic acid binding; zinc ion binding. The record is from RefSeq and is a predicted model, not a curated record. NCBI's taxonomy places the organism in Eukaryota, Metazoa, Mollusca, Bivalvia, Ostreida, Ostreidae.
GUGGGUGUGUUGUUUACAAAAAUACACUCCCAUAUAACAAAUAGCGGUUAACGUAAAUUUCACUGUAAAUAUUCUGAAGUGUUGUGGGGCACGUCAUUUGGAAUGUACGCACUACUUUGUAUGUCAUUGAACUAUUUCAUUAUCUGACCUGAAUUUUCCCUCCCGGAUGUGGUUUAAUAGGGGGCAUUGUAAAGAAGGAAAAGGCAUGUGUGGUGAUAAUUCCUCUGCACCGUUGAAUAUCUCCAUGUCAUCUUUGUUUACAUUGAUGUUUAAAUGUUUCAUUGAUAAAUACGCACCAUUUCUGUAAACCUGAUAGUAUUAUUUUACAUGUGACUCUGAUCAUCUGCCGUAGUGUGCUAAAACUCAAUAAGAGUGACCUGACCCAAUUGCACCACGCUGAAUCUUAGUAACGGACGCGCGAGAGGUUUCCGCUGAGCUUUUUUUGUGUGGCAGUUAAAGUAUAUUGACCCUUGGCCGAGCGUUGAGGUCACAAGGAGAAAAUAUCGUGAAGUAAAAACGCUGGAUAUCUUCGAUCGGAGGGACUUCCACAUCGACGAGCUCACGAGGAUAAGUAAUGAAAUCAUAUUCGUAGACUGUAAACAAAAUUGAUUAUAGAUCGCUGUAUCGCAUCUAGCAGUAUCAUCUGGUCAGUGCUGACCUACUAAACUAGUGGUCAUACAGUGCAUGUAUCGCCAGCGACCUUGAUCCAAAACUGAUGGGAUAUUACUGAGAGCGGACUCCAGAAAAGGGACGUCAUCCAGACUAAAUCACAUGUACUUAACAUAGGAUUUCGUUCUGUUGGAGAUCGUUUGGAUGACCUACGUACUAGUGAGACCGUUUGGAAACGCCACUCGUGGAUGGACAUAUGUUAUGUGACUAACUGAUGAUUUAGGAUUCAUUUUGUUUCAGUACAUGGACCACAUUUCCAACCAAUGACGCAGAACUAUGGGAGGAAAUGGAGGUUAUUAUUACUUUAAUACAUUUCGCAAAGAUACGCGACUAUAGUAAAUAAUUCCCUUUCAUUCAGCAGUAUGGUGAUUUUUUUCCUCGUCACUAAGCUUUCAUGUCGCUGAUUUGGAUUGAAUCCAUCAAAAGACAAAACUUUGCCUGUGGUGCUCACAUUAUUUUCAUAAUAAUAUGAGGCCAUACUUUUCCUAACUCCGAUCUCCGAGAGUUACAGGCGUGAAUACAGGGGUUUCUAUGCAAAUGAGAGGAAUGGUACAAAACCGAUUACGGGUGUCAAACGACACUGAUUCUUUCAGGGCAUGUUUCAGUCCUUACUUUGCAAACGAUUUAAUGUUCUGUGCUUUCACGCUUUGUUGACAUGUACUCAGGAAAUUACCAAAUUCCAGGUAUAUAUUUGGUAAUAUUUCAGUAGAAAUUUACCCUUUUUGUUUAUUUAAUGAAAUCAUAUUCAGUACUGACAGAGCUAACAUCCUCCUCUUACAACGCAAAAAUAUUUUAACGUAUAGACUGAUGGGAGUGGCCGGUAGUGAGGGAAACACCCCCUCCCUUCUUUCAGUCACCUAAAAUGAUGUUUCCACGAUAGUAUUUCCCAUCUUACUUUUCUUUGAAAAGCAUGGUCACUUCACAAAUGGGUGAGUUAAUAUUAUCUAUCAAUGCCACUGUCUUAAUGAAUUCUAAUCAAAUAUAGAUCUUGUUUUCAUUAAUUAUUGUAAAUACAAGUAUUUGAAUUUAUUGAUAAAUUUUCAAAGAUCAUGGAAUUAAUGUUUUGAAACAUGAAAGAAGAACUGCUAAAUAAACUGCAACAUAUUUAUUUUUUGCCCAAACUGGGUUAGUAGUUAAACAAAAUAAUUGUUUCACAUAAUUUAACACUCAGAGAAAAACAAUCUCUGUUUGCCUUAGGCAUGUGGCUGGACAUAGCAAUUAUUUAUAAGCAUUGAGUUCAUAAACUUAAGUGGCUAACAUACUUACUAGAGCAAGUAAAGAAACUAAUUGAAGUUAGUUUCCUCAGUAGUGAUCUUUAUUUUGGUUUCCAUAUUUUAAUCAUUUAGACUUUAAAAACAGCAGUAAGAAUAUUUCAAUAAUUAGAGAAAAUUACCAGUCAGUAAAGACAAGAAUUUUUCUUUAGUUUUGGAUAAUGUGAUAUACUAAUAUUCACAAAUUGCGAGGUAUUCUUAACAACAAUAUUCUUGUGGGAAAAGGGAUCAUUCGUGUGUGGGGGAAAGUAAUUCUAUUAACUGGUAACAUUUCAGGAACAUGUGCUAUGCUGGUCAGUUCUCCUGUGUAAAUUGUGAUUUUAAAAUAUAUGUACAUUCUUGUGCUUGGAUUAUAAAACCACAAUGCAUUUACAAUAUACCGUGGCCUCCCUGUAGAUUAAUACAUGCACAUAUACUAGGCAUCAGACUAAAAUAUUAAUUGAUAUUUCAAAAGUGAAUGUAAACAGCACUUACUGUACAUAAUAUCCUUUUGUUUAUAGACUUGAGUGAAAAUGAGUUUGUUUUGUUUUUAACCAUAUAAAGUGUUCAUAAGUUUGUCUACUCUUGUACAAUUCAAUCUGCAAAUACUUGUAGUAUUUACACAAGUUAAGUAUCCCUCAUAUGUCAAUCAAACCCUGCGUAAACUCCUUCUUUCUCUGAUGUACAUUUAAAUGUAUUCAAGUGACCAUUUCUUAUAAAUAUUUAGAUGUCAUCUGUGCAUUACUGUCCGUGAUGGUAUCCAGAUGAUCCAUCAUAAGUCAGGGAUUCUAUCUGUAAAUAACAGGUUAAGUUGUUUUCCUGAAUAAACAAACGGUAUCUUAUAUUAUCAACCCAUGUUUACUUUGGAGAACAUAUGGGGUACUAUAACACUGUAUUAUACUAAUGAGUUUUCCCACCAUGACUGUAGUAAUUUGCUGAGAGGCACUGAUGUGUAUUACACAACAUCAUAGACUGAAAAAUACAUACAGCAAGUAUUUAAUGAUAUAAAGAAAAUAAAUAUAAAAGAAAGAGUUCACUAAAUGAAUUGUACGCUGAUAAAUCUAGAAUAAUUUCAUGGUUGUUCCAGUUCAUCCCUGGGUAGAAUUAUAUUAUGUAAACUUGGUCAAUAUAGUAAGAGGUGUUAAAGGGACAACACAUAAGGUAUAUAUCAGUUUUAGUUUUGUUUCAAAAUUAAGAGUUUGUUCAUGAGAGUGCAAGAAGUACUAUUUUUAAAAAUCUAUACUAUCAGUAUUUGUAUAUGUAUCUGAAGAGGCCCGAUGGUGAAGAUAUUGAAAUGAAGGGGAGAUCCUCACCAGUGUAUAUGUGUUUGUGGUGUGCUUAUAUUUGUGGUGAUUCUGAUGAUAGUUUAUUCUAAUGAUGUCAUUUUUUCAUGUUUAUUUUGUGUCAAAGAAACAUGAAAAUUAAUUUUAGAUAUAUGUUUCACUUCUUCCCACAUUUUUGUUUUGGUUAUUAGAGAGAAUAGAAUCAAAAUUUCAGUAUUGUGUUUCAUCAUUUGUGUUGCAUUAACGACAGUAGAUUUUUAAAAUCAAUAUAGCACAGAAAUUUGUUAAAAUUAUAUGUAUAUAUUUUACUAUUACCAAGACAUUAUUUAUCUAUGGUAAAUUUGUUCUUUAAUUUAUUAUCUUUAUUUUUCUUUUGUAAAUUCAAUUCAAUUAAGUCGAAAAAUUCAAACACUUCUAAAACUUAAUUUUUGUUUAUGAACUUAAUAUAUUUAAUAUUUUUCUGAUUGAUUUUUGUUGAUAAAAUACUCUGUCAUAUAUUGUUUUUAAUAGUUUGGAAUUUUUGUGUAUUAUCUUAAAUUCAGAAAUAUGUGAAAUUUCAUUUGCACAAUGCCAUUCCCUGUAGUUAUUCAUCGCUAUGGGAUUCUCUUUCAGACUUGUAGAAGUGUUGAAAAGUUAAUUGAACCUUUGACAGUGUGUGGUUGUUUAGCUCCUUUUCGAAAUGUUUGUGUUUACAAAAUGGCUUCCAUAAAGUACAAUUUCUUUUCAGGUGGGGGUCGAAGGAGGGGCCGAUGUAAAUGGUUCAACGUGGCCAAAGGAUGGGGCUUUGUUACCCCGGAUGAUGGAACACAAGACGUGUUUGUCCAUCAAUCAGUGGUUCACAAGUCUGGAUUCAGAAGUCUGGACGAUGGAGAGGAAGUGGAAUUUGAAAGUAAACCAUCCGACAAAGGGGUGGAAGCCAUGUUCGUGUGUGGACCCUCUGGAACGGAAUGCAGGGGCAGCUCCCGGAGACCCCUGUCCAGGAAAAAGUUCAGGAAAAUAAGGUGCUACAACUGUGGUGACUUUGGAAACCAUAUUGCUGCCAAAUGUCCCCACGGCCCUUUACCAAAGAGAUGUCAUAAUUGUAAAUCCACUGAACACCUCAUUGCUGACUGUCCGAUUCGAACACCUGAAAAGCCACUAGUCCGAAACGGCAGUAAUAAUGUCGGACUCGGUGACGGUCAUAGUUCCGGAAUAGGAGGUCUGUGAAAGUGUUGUUCAUUUGUGUUAAUCGGAAGACAACAUAACAUGUUAAUCUAUCAAUUGACUUGGUUUGAUGAGUACGUUUUAUUGAAUUAUUCUGACAAAAUAUUAUUUCUACUUUGUGGAUUUAUGGCCAUGCAUAUGCUGUAUUGUGUUCAAAGCUGAUCGGAAAUGCUGGAACCACUUCGGAUACAUAAUAGGUUCUUAUUAUUUCAACUGUCCUAACACAUUUCACCAAUAUGGAGACGUAUUUCGGUGUUUAACAUUCAGUUCCGGGUGGACGCAUAUUGCUGAAAUAUACAUUUUAUUAUGUAGUAGCAUUUUGUGCAUAUUGUUGCUGUUUUAGUCACGUGACUGACAGCCACGUGAUAUUCAUCGUGUCGUUUUUUAUUUGAAUGUCAAGCUUUAUAUUACUUGUGUGUUUCACAUGAUGUAAGACUAUGUAGCAACCAUAUCUACCUCCAGUGAGGAUUUUUAGCAUUUUUGAAAUGUGUGUUAUUUGUGUUUUAGUUUUUAUUUUUAUUUCUUAUUCUUUUUUAUAUCAGGGGCGCCAAGACAAACAAUGACAGAAGAGUUACAAUAAAGAUAAAUAUUUUAUAUGUUAUAUUUUCUUAACCAAACUGAGAGAAAGAAGAAAUACAAAUAAAAAAGUAAGAUAGAGAUAAAGAUUAUAUACAGAAUUAAAUGGCAGCAGUUUUACCCUGUUUAAUCAUUGGAAACCCAUGUUGAUAUCAUACUGAAAGAUUAAAACCAUAACUAAGUCUUUCUGAUCUUUAAUAAGUUUGGAGUGAAAUGUCGUCACUAAGUAAUGCGUUAAUAAUUUGAUUAGCGGCAUACAUUGAUAGACUCGAGAUUUAGUUUAUAUCGAUAAUCAGGUAAAUUCUACAUCUUGACAAUAGAUGUAUGAUGUAAUCAAAUUCAUCAUGUACAUCGUCAAGUUCUUCUAUAACAGUUUACGAUUUUUUUUUCUUCGAAAAUUAAACACCAACUAACAUCUGUAUAUGAUAGAAGUAUUCAUUGUAGCAUGAACUGACGAAAUCAAAACAAAACCUACCUUCAUCUAGUGCAAUAUGUAGGAACGAGUGGAAGAGCUAAUAUUAUUUUCAUUUCAUUGACCAUUCAAUGAUUAAACAGUCGGUAAUGGAGACUGAAAAAUUAAAGGAGAAAUCAAAUAUUUUAGCUAUUGGCGAGAUACAUCGUUUUUAUUUGGCGUGAAAUACUUCUUUUUGAUAACCUUUCUUGUAUCUAUCUUUCAUAUCAAUUUUUACUCUUUCGUGGUCGACAUGCCAAUUACUAGGUAAAUGUCUUCUGUUUUAUUGGGAUUUUAUAGUAUACGAGCAAGGGUCCCAUUUUUUAUUUUAAACUCAAGUACACACACCUAAUUUGUGAAUAUAUAUUUGUUUUCAUGUAAAACUGGAUAUUUUUCUUUGUGCAAAAUACUCAUAAAAAGAAACUUUGUUAGA